AUGAAGAGAUCAAUGAAAUCCGGUCAUCAAAAGCGAACCGAAAGCAAGAGAAAGGCGCUACAACAGUCAGCAAAUGCUCCAGGGCAACGAUCUUUGUUUGAUAUGUUCAGAUCAACAACAACAAAUAGCAGUACUACAACUAAUACCGAAAGGGAAUGCAUCGGUACAGCUGAGGAAAGAUCAAAUGAAAUCAUUGAUUUUUCAGGUGAGAAAUCACAACAUGUUGAACUUCCUGAUCCUGUACCUGUUAUGGUCGUUGUUGAAAGCGAUAUUGAAGCAAAGGAUACUACGAACACUUGUGGAAAUAUUGCAACUGUAUCAACGUCAAAGUCUGAUUCUAAAAAUUCCAACGACUGGUAUAGGGGGAUGAAGCUAGAUGUCGAUUGGUUGUUAGAUGCUGCGAAGUGCCUAGUGUUGAAGAAAUAA
Messenger RNA from Paramuricea clavata, 426 nucleotides. The record is from the annotation of a GenBank genome assembly. Lineage: Eukaryota; Metazoa; Cnidaria; Anthozoa; Malacalcyonacea; Plexauridae.